AACUAGAAUAUAUAUAUUUCAAUUUAACACGAAACCCUAGCAUCGUAUAACAUAUCUCUAUCAGCAGCUGCAUAGGAGAAAAAGCAGCAUCACCAGCAGCCAUGGUUAAGUAUUCGAAUGAGCCUGAGAAUCCUACCAAAUCUUGCAAAGCUAGGGGCUCGUCUCUCAGAGUCCAUUUCAAGAAUACUAGAGAAACAGCGCACGCCCUUAGGAAGAUGCCUUUGAACAAGGCAAAGAGAUACUUGGAGGAUGUUCUUGCCCACAAACAAGCCAUCCCCUUCACACGCUUUUGUCGUGGUGUUGGCCGUACUGCUCAGGCAAAGAAUCGUCACUCAAAUGGACAAGGGCGUUGGCCUGUCAAGUCUGCAGGGUUUAUUCUGGAUUUACUCAAGAAUGCCGAGAGUAACGCUGAAGUUAAAGGCUUGGAUGUGGAUUCACUUUACAUAACUCAUAUCCAAGUAAACCAAGCACAGAAGCAGAGGCGUCGGACAUACCGUGCUCAUGGAAGAAUCAAUCCUUACAUGUCACAUCCCUGCCAUAUCGAGCUGGUAUUGUCUGAAAAGGAAGAAUCUGUCAGGAAAGAGCCUGAGUCUCAAUUGGCUCCCAGAAAGGCGAAGGCAUCUUCUUGAGGGGAGGAAUGAAUCCCUGAAUUUUGGAAGUAUAAUUCCAAUGUCCCUGUAGCCUUAGUUUCAGAAGAAUUUUGUGUUAUUUGGAACAUUUCUUGAUAGGAAUUUGGGGUUGUGUAAUUUUACUAUUUCAGAGCUUAAAUUCUGUUGUGCUUUUUAAAGCAUGUUUUCUGAGGAAAUGUUGGAGUUCUAUUUCGU
Molecule: messenger RNA, 824 nt
Organism: Lycium ferocissimum
Lineage: Eukaryota; Viridiplantae; Streptophyta; Magnoliopsida; Solanales; Solanaceae
Product: large ribosomal subunit protein uL22z-like
Exons: 7
Coding region: 102-629 (175 amino acids)
Biological process (GO): cytoplasmic translation
Cellular component (GO): ribosome; cytosolic large ribosomal subunit
Molecular function (GO): structural constituent of ribosome
Source: RefSeq, a predicted model, not a curated record